This is a messenger RNA of Parasteatoda tepidariorum (common house spider), 3369 nucleotides long. The record is from RefSeq and is a predicted model, not a curated record. NCBI's taxonomy places the organism in Eukaryota, Metazoa, Arthropoda, Arachnida, Araneae, Theridiidae.
UAAAAAAAAUUUGAUACAUACAUUUAACAAAAUAAUAGCUUUAUCAAUCAAAGAAAUUUCUACUUACUUUUUUAGUAAUGAAUAAUAAUUACCUCUAAUUGUUAAUAAAUUCAUUUAUUUUGUAUAAUACAUUGAACAUUAUAAUGUAUCGUACGACAGUAAUUCGAAAAGCUAGAUCGCCCUUGACUCUUUUCUUAUUUGAAAAUUCUAAUUUAUUACCGAGUGCAUUUCGAUGUCAGUCGUCUUUGAAUUUUAAAGACACUCUUCUUCUUCCUCAAACUAAAUUUCCCCACAAAAUUAAUUUUAAUAAAAGAAGAGAUAGAGAUCGAACAAUUGAAAUUGAUUCUAAAUUUGAAGAAUUAUAUAGUGCACAGUUAAACAGGGACUCUUCCUUAGUAUAUACUUUGCAUGAUGGGCCACCAUAUGCAAAUGGCAAUGUGCAUUUAGGACAUGCUGUGAAUAAAAUUUUAAAAGAUAUUACCACACGCUUCCAUCUCCUAAGUCGAAAAAAAAUCCAUUAUGUCCCUGGUUGGGAUUGCCAUGGACUACCUAUCGAACUGAAAGUUAUGAAGGAAAAUGAGUCACUAGUGUCUGCUGAUUCUAAACUUCAUCUGCGGAAACGAGCUUUUGAUUUUUCUCAGAAAACUAAAAAAGAACAAAUGAAUUCGUUUUUGAAAUGGGGCUUAGUAGCUGACUGGAAAAACAGUUACUUUACUUGUGAUCCUAAUUAUGUUGUUCAACAAUUGAAGACUUUUCAAGAUUUAUAUGAAAAAGGACUAGUGUUUCGAGAUUUCAAACCAGUGUAUUGGUCUCCUAAAAAUAGAACAAGUUUGGCUGAAGCUGAAUUGGAAUAUAAUUCAAACCAUAUCAGCUGUUCUAUUUAUAUCAAAUUUGAAGUUCAAAACUGUCCUGACUUUAUAAAAGAUGCAAUAGGUCCAGGCUCAAAAUUAAACGUUUUAAUAUGGACCACCACCCCAUGGACCCUUCCUGCUAAUCAAGCUGUGUGCUAUUCAACUGAAAAAAGAUAUUGUGUCGUAUUUUGUAAAAUGAAGAACGAGUUUUAUCUUAUUGCAGAAGAAACUAUGUCUGUUUUAGAAAAAGUACGGAAGUCACCGUUGCAUGUUCUAAAAUCAUUUGAAGGAUCUCUGCUGAAAGAUGUUGCUUAUAUUCAUCCAAUCUAUAAUGGAAGAAUUUGUCCACUUCUACCUGGUCAUCAUGUAACUAUGGAUAAAGGCACUGGUCUUGUACACAUGGCGCCUAACCAUGGCUUUGAUGAUUUUAUUGUUGCUCAGAAACAAAAUCUUCAACUUGAUGAAUGCAUUAUUGAUGAAGAGGGGUGUUAUACCUCUGAAGCAGGCAAGGAAUUUGAUAGGAAAUAUGCAUUAGAUGAUGGAAAUGCAUAUAUUUUGGAGAGGCUGAAAGAUCAGAUUGUCUAUUCAGAGGAGUAUGUUCAUAGUUAUCCGUACGACUGGCGAAGUAAAACACCUUUGAUCAUUCGAAGCAGUUAUCAGUGGUUUAUUGAUGUACAUCAGAUUCGAGAUAAAGCCAUUUCAUGUCUUCAGAAUGUCAAUGUUAUUCCACCACAUUUUAAAAAGAGUUUUCAAAUCCAAUUAGAAACUGCCCCACAAUGGUGUAUUUCUCGUCAAAGAUCUUGGGGAGUACCUUUUCCUGUAUUUUAUGAUCCAAUUCACCAUAAACCUAUUGUUCAUAGAUUGUUGACUGACCAUCUGUGUUCAUUAAUAAAGUCUAAUGGUAUUCAUUGUUGGUGGGAAAUGGAUUCCAAACAGUUGUUCCCUGCACUUUUGAAAAAACAGCUGAAUAUUCAAGAUGCUGAUUACCAAAAGAGUUGUGACAUAAUGGAUAUCUGGUUUGAUAGUGGCUUAAGUUGGAAUUGUGCUCUUCCAGAUCCAAAAGUUUCUGAUAUUUGUAUUGAGGGUAUCGAUCAAAUGAGAGGCUGGUUUUAUUCUUCUCUGAUUACAUCUGUUGCCUUAGGAGAAAAAGCACCUUAUAAAUCUAUCAUGUUCCAUGGUUUUGUAACAGAUAGCAAUGGUCGUAAAAUGUCUAAGUCUGAAGGAAAUGUUGUCAGUCCAGAUGACAUUUUAUCUGGAAAUAAAAAAAGUGGAAUUCCUUCCUACGGAGUUGAUGUUCUUCGAUGGUGGAUUGCAGCUCAUGCCUGCCAUUCUGAAAAUACUCCUCUCAAAAAUCAAAUACUAGAAGAAUGCUCUCAAAGCAUUGACAAAAUGCGUAAUGUAUUGAAGUUCCUAUUAGGUAGCUUAUCUAAUUUUGAAUCUGAAUAUGUCACAGAUGUUUCGAAGUUUAGAGCCUUAGAUCUGUACAUGUUGCACAAAACGUUACAGUUUUCUCAGAAAAUCAAUGACUACUACGGUAAUUUACAGUACAAAAAUGUUGCCAAAGAAAUAUUAAAUUUUGUGUCCAAUGACGUAUCUUCUUUUUACUGUGCUUUGAUAAAAGACCGACUCUAUUGUGAUGGUGCUACUUCGUUAGAAAGACAGCAUUGUCAAGUGGUUUUAAGCAUGGUCUUAAACAGCCUCAUUCGUUCAUUAGCACCCAUUUGUCCUCAUUUAUCUUCAGAAGUUCUUCUUCAUCAUCCUGAUAAGCAGCUUGGGUCAAGAAUUAGUGACUACUACAGUAAUUUACAGUACAAAAAUGUUGCCAAAGAAAUAUUAAAUUUUGUGUCCAAUGACGUAUCUUCUUUUUACUGUGCUUUGAUAAAAGACCGACUCUAUUGUGAUGCUGCUACUUCGUUAGAAAGACAGCAUUGUCAAGUGGUUUUAAGCAUGGUCUUAAACAGCCUCAUACGUUCAUUAGCACCCAUUUGUCCUCAUUUAUCUUCAGAAGUUCUUCUUCAUCAUCCUGAUAAGCAGCUUGCGAAACAAAAUGUCUUUCUUUGUCGAUUUCCAUGCUUGGAUACACUGGUACAGAAUACCAUAUUUCCUGCAUUUUUUAAAACAGCCAUUGAAAUUAGAGAAACUAUCUUAAAAUCUGAAAUCAAAACUUUGAAUCAACAACUCGUUAUCAACUGUAGUCCAGUGCUUUCAGAUCACUUGGAGAAAGUAAAUAUGAAUAUGGAAAAUGCAUCAGGUCUAACUGAAUUGUAUCAAGUCUCGGAAGUUUUUAUUAACAAAUCUCCUAAGGAUGUCAAAGAAUCCAGUAGCCUGAAAGGAAAUAUUAAAGAACUGGGAGAAAAUGGAGACUAUUCAUUAACCUUUGCAGAGAAUAAGAUGGGAAAAUGUCCAAGAUGUCGCCUGUAUAAAUCCAUUUCAUCAUCAAGUUUAUGUGAUCGUUGUGCCCGAGUUAUAAAUUUAUAUAAUACUAAUUCUGUUAAAAUAAAUAAGUGUUAAUAUUUAA